CGUAACAAAAUAAAAACAAAAAUGGCCAAAUCAAUCAUCAAAUCAUCAUCACCAUCGUCAUGUUUUUCUUCAAUCAUAUUAGCGAUAAUAUGGCUGAUAGCCAUCAAUGGAUACACAUCAUUUGCAUAUGAAUUUAAAUGUCCAAAAGAUUGGAUUGAAUUCCGUGGAAAUUGUUAUCAAUUCAUUAGAUCACCAACGAAAAAUUAUGAAGAAGCAAAUGAACGUUGUUUUAUUUAUAAUGCAUAUUUAUUAUCAGUGUUAUCCACUGAUGAACAUCAAUUCAUCACCGAUUGGCUCCGGCAAAAUGAUCCAUUACAUAUGAGUUGGUAUACAUCAGCAUUAGAUACAGGAAAUAAUGCUUGGCGUUGGAAUGUACCGGCUAAUCGUUUAGGUGAUUCUUCUGGUUCAAGCUCAAUAUUUGCCGCUACAAGCAAUAUUAAUAAUGAUCUACAACAACAAACAUCGAUAUCUAUGAAUAGCCCAAUUAUUAAUCAUCAUCAUCAGAUAUCAACAAAUCAUCGUGAUCUUAAAUAUUAUUCAGUAAUUGCUGCAUUAUGGUUGCCAAUACAGCAGCAACUUGAUAAUCAACAGCAAUCACAGCAACAGCAGCAGCAACCGAAUUUAAUUGAUCCAUGGAUCAAUAAUCAACAACGUAUGAAUGGAAAAAAUGCUGUAUAUAAUUUUUCACAAACAUUAAAUCGUUGGGGUUUACUACGAGUGAAUGGAAAUGAAUAUAAUGCCUACAUAUGCAAAUUACGUAAAGAAGAUGUUAAUUUUGCCAAUGCAAUUGAACGUAAUAUCGAUUAUGGUGUUAAUGUUAUUGAUCCGGCAAAAAUUCCACGUGGUCCACGUUUCAUUCAUGAACCAAAAGAUGUUAUAUUCGAUGUUAGUGGUCGUAGUCAAUUGAAUUAUGCAACAUUGAAAUGUGUUGCAGAUGGUUAUCCAACACCGACAUAUAAAUGGUUCAAAGAAGAAUAUAUCGAUAACCAGAUACGUUCGAACCAGAUUGAUCCAUUAUCUGAUCGUCGUUAUACACAAACCGAUGGUAUAUUGAUCAUUGAUAAUCCACAAACUGAUCGUGAUCGUGGUAAAUAUCAUUGUAUUGCUGAAAAUCGUUUUGGAUCAAUCAUAUCGCAAACAGUUCAAUUAACAUUUGGUUAUAUUGGAGAGUUUACUAAAAAACGUUCACCUGAUUAUGGUCGUGAAUAUUGGGGAAAAUCAAUUUCAUGUGAUCCACCUAAACAUCAUAUUUCUGUCAGUUAUCAUUGGUCACGUGAUUCAUUUGAAUACAUUAUCGAAGAUGAUCGUCGUACGUUCGUAUCAAGAGAUGGAAAUCUUUAUUUUUCUUCAUUAGAAAAAAUUGAUCGUGCCAAUUAUUCUUGUAAUGUAAAAUCAUCAAUUGCAUCAAGUGGACGUACUGGUCCAUUCUUUCCAUUGAUUGUUGAUUCAGCAUCAUCAUCGCAGAAAUUAUUGUUUCCGAAUCAUUUUCCAAAAAUUUUUCCAGAAAUCAAAUUAGCCGGUUCAGAAGUACGAUUAGAAUGUAUGGCAUAUGGUUAUCCGGUACCAUAUUAUAAUUGGACCAGAGAAGGUUUAACCACACAGAUGCCUGAAGGACAUUAUCUUGCAAGUUUUAAUCGUGUAUUAAUAAUACCACAAGCAAAAGUUGAAGAUAGUGGUGAAUAUGUUUGUACAGCGACAUCUGGUAAAGAUUCUUUGCCGAAAAGUGUACAAUUAUCAAUACAAUCAUUACCGGUAAUAUUACAACAUAUUGGUAAUAAAGUUGUUGAACGUGAUCUUUCAGUAUUGACAUGGGAAUGUCAAGCAUUCGGCAUACCAUCUGUUAGUUAUACAUGGUAUAAAAAUGGUGUUGAAAUAUCCGAUCGAAAUAAAAUGACCUAUUUCUCUGAAGAAGAUCGAAAUCGUUAUGAAGUACGUGGAAAUAUGCUCCUGAUACAUGGUUUGAUUCCCGAACGUGAUGAAGGAAUGUAUCAAUGUCAAGCAACCAAUGAACUUGGAACAGCAUUCUCAAGUGGUCAGCUACGCAUCGUACAGAUGGCACCAUCAUUCCGUAAACAUCCUAUGCCCACUGAAAUGUAUGCCGCCGAAGGUGGAAAUAUAACAAUACCUUGUGUACCCGAAGCAUUACCAAUACCGGCAUUUGAAUGGCAAAAAGAUUUCAAUCGAAUAUUGAUGGAUGAUAGAAAACGUGUAUUGCCGAAUGGAUUCCUCACUAUUUCGCCGGUACAUCGUACCGAUAUGGGUGAAUAUACAUGCAUUGCACGGAAUUCACUAGGAACUGAUCGAACACGUGGUAUUCUACGUGUAUUUAAUCGGCCAAAAUUAUACAUUCGGCCAAAUCCUGUUUAUGAUCUUAAAAUUGGCCAAUCUAUUGAGCUACCAUGUAUGGCUAUUACUGAUCCACAAUUGGAUUUAGCAUAUAAAUGGCAACAUAAUGGACUUAGAAUCAUUUUCGAUAAAAUGCCACAAUAUUCAAUGGCUGGUAUCGAUGGAAAUCUACGUAUUAAUAAUCUUACAUUGGCUGAAACAGGUGAAUAUGAAUGUAUAGUACAAACGACAGUUGGAUCAACAUCAGCUACUGCGAAAAUACAAUUAUAUGCUCAUCCUGGAGCUCCGGGCGCCGUAUUAGCCGAUGAUAUAACCGCCACAUCGGUUCGUCUUCAUUGGAGUGAUGGAUCCGAUAAUGGUCGACAGAUUGUUGGCUAUCAAGUUGAAGGCAUCACUAAUCAUGAUAGCGGUUGGCAAUGGUUAGCCAAUUCAACAGAAUUACUUAAUCUAUACACUAAAAGUCAUGAUAGUGGCCGUACAAUGGUUUAUCUACGUGAUGUACUUUCGCCAUGGUCAACGUAUCGAUUUCGUGUUUCCGCCAUGAACAUUAUCGGUAUGGGUCCACCAUCAGAACCAAGUCCAUCAUAUAAUACAGAAAAAGCAGUACCAUUUAAAGCACCAAGUAAUGUUGGUGGUGGUGGUGGUAAAGCUGGUACAUUGACCAUUACAUGGGAUCCAUUGCCACCGAAAGAUUGGAACGCUCCUGACAUCUGGUAUCGAAUUUUCUACAAGCCAAAUUCUUCGUAUUAUGAACAACAGCCUUUUAUUGAUAAGAAUCUAACACAUUUAGGCAAUAUUAAUAUGUAUACAGUGAAUGUUGGUGAAGAAAAUUAUUAUCAAGCAUAUUUUGUACGAGUUCAAGCAAUGAAUUCUGUAGGUGCCGGUUCGAUAAUUAGUGAACCAACAUUAGUUUAUUCGGCAGAAAGUAUGCCACAGAUUGCACCGGCCGGUGUAAAUGCAUUGGCAUACAAUUCAACAGCAUUGAAUGUAACAUGGUCAAAAUUGGAUACAAGCCGUGAAAAGAUGCGUGGCCGUUUGAUUGGACAUCGUAUAAAAUAUUGGAAAAUGAAUCAAGAUCCACAAUAUGAUGCAUUGACAUUAUUGAAACGUGGUCCAAAUCCAUGGGGAUUGAUUGUUGGUUUAAUGCCCGAUACGGAAUAUUAUAUUGCCGUUAUGGCAUAUAAUGAAGCCGGAUCCGGACCAGAAAGUGAACCAUUCUUGGCACGUACAUUUAAGGCUGCACCACAACAACCACCAACAUCGGUAAAUGUUACCGCUAUUGAUUCUCGUUCCGUAUUGGUCACUUGGCGUGGUAUUAGUUCAUUAACAAAUGCUGAAGAACCAAUCAGUGGCUAUAAAGUACGUUAUUGGGAUAGUGAUCGACCAAUAUCACGUGCACGUGAAAUAAUCAAACCAUUAGAUGGUAGUGAUUUACGUGCCAUUAUCAGUGAUCUAAUACCGGGAAAAGUAUAUAAACUUCGUGUACUUGCAUUUAGUAAUGGUGGUGAUGGUAAAAUGUCACAACAGAUUGAAUUCAAAUUAAGCGAUGGUAUUGCGUCACCAUAUCAGAUGAAUAAUGUUGAUGGAAGCGAAAAAUUGUCACAAAUAUUGUUGACAUUAUGUUCAUCAUGGAUACUAUACAUUUUUCAUAUUUAUUCAUGAGCUUUUUAUUCUGUCCAUUUCCAGCUAUUCAAUCGAUCUAGAAAAAUCAUUUUUUUUUAUUUUGUACAUGUAUUUAUUCUCCAAUUUGAAUGUCACAGUUUUUUUUCUACUAUCAAAUCAAAGGACAAAUGGAAUGAAUGAUGACACACCAACCACAUUGAUUGAUCCUAGUCGCAGCAUAAUUUCAUGUAAUUUUUUUCAUUUUUUUUUCUUGAUGACACAUCAGUUCACACACACACACACACACUAAAUGAUUU
Messenger RNA from Dermatophagoides farinae (American house dust mite), 4265 nucleotides. Lineage: Eukaryota; Metazoa; Arthropoda; Arachnida; Sarcoptiformes; Pyroglyphidae. The record is from RefSeq and is a predicted model, not a curated record.